Elaeis guineensis (African oil palm) is the source of this 474-nucleotide messenger RNA. The record is from RefSeq and is a predicted model, not a curated record. NCBI's taxonomy places the organism in Eukaryota, Viridiplantae, Streptophyta, Magnoliopsida, Arecales, Arecaceae.
AUGAGCAUCCAACACAAGGAGCAGCAGAUUACACAAAGAAAGGUACUGAACAGUCAACCAUCAUCUCCCAACCAGAGAUCUCCAGUGGUGGAGAGGAAGUCUCAACGGCACGAUGGAUGCUGCAGGAUCCUUGCCAUGUUAAUCUCUGUGCUCUCAGAGACACAGCAGCCAUCCAAGGCAAGUCUUCAGCAACAGGUUGGUGAACUCAGAGAGGAGCUUCAACGUCAGAGAGAACUCAAGGACACUUACAAAGCUCGUAUGGAGAGGAUGCAGGACUAUGUCAGGUUCUGCUUAGACAUUGCACAGCAGAAUGGAUUCCUGCACCACAUAUCCAACAACCAGCAACCCCCUCAUCCCACAGAAUUCAAUCAUGAAACAACCUCAAAACCAGUUGAUAGGAUGACCGGUGAUCCCCAGUUAGCGGGCAUUAGGGAUCAAGCAAAGAUCAAUGGAUGGUUUAUUGAGCCCCAUGAG